AUGAAUAAUUCUAAUGCACCAACCGAAGAAACCUCCUUGCUGAGGUCAAGAACAGAGGGUCAAGGUGAAGCUGAAAAGCUUCCAAACAAGUGGACUAUUUUGCCGGCAUUGUGGAUUGGCGGCUUCUUGUCAGCCUUGGAUAUGACUAUUGUUGCUAGCUUAUAUCCAGUUAUUGGUAGUGAAUUCAAUUUGUUGAAUAAUGCUUCCUACAUUGCUACUUCCUAUUUAAUUACGAAUACGGCAUUCCAACCUUUAUAUGGACGAUUAAGCGAUAUCUUUGGUCGUCGUGCUGCUAUUGUCUUUGCUAACGUUACUUUUACAAUUGGAACCUUUUUGUGUGGUUCAUCUAGUAGUUUGGCUGGGCUUUGCAUUGCUCGUGCAAUUGCAGGUAUAGGUGGAGGUGGUCUGGGGACCAUGUCGUCCAUUAUCUCAAGCGACAUAGUGCCUCUCCGUGAGCGAGGUACUUGGCAGGGAUUCACCAAUGUUAUUUGGGGAAUUGGCGGUAGCUUAGGCGGUCCGCUUGGUGGCCUAAUUGCUCAGCGAUGGGGUUGGAGAGUUGCGUUUUAUUUUCAAAUCCCACUUGGUAUAAUCUCAACGAUUGUGGUUGCUUGGCGAGUUCGUAUAAACCCGACUGUCCGAGAUUCAGAUGUUUCAUUGCUGUCACGAAUCGAUUAUCUCGGGAGCUUUCUUCUUGUCAGUGGAACCAGUUUGUUGAUUAUGACAUUCAGUUGGGCUGGAGAUGCUUAUUCUUGGUUAUCUCCAAUUAUCAUUGGGUUGUUUAUUUCAUCUGCAUUACUCCUUUAUGCCUUUUAUUGGGUAGAGAAAAACGUCGCGCUAGAACCGAUCGCUCCCGUCCAUAUUUUGAAGCAAAAAACUCCCUUAAGUGUUUGCCUUUGCAAUUUUUUUAAUGCGUUCUGUGCUUUUGUAAUUCUUUAUGAACUGCCUUUGUUUUUUGAAGCUGUACUGUUUAUGCCAUCCUCUGAGGCAGGAGCACGCAUCUUUCCUCAUGUUAUUUUUACAUCAUUGGGAUCUGUGACAGGAGGUCUUUAUAUGAAGAAAACGGGUAGGUAUCGCCCUUUGAUUUUGUUUGGGUAUUUUGCCUUGUGGACCAGUAUCGUUGGUUUUAGUGUGCUUACGUCGUUUGGUCAACGCAUUCCUUUAUUGCUGGUAACUUUGUUUUUGAGUCUUUCGGGAACUUCUUACGGUAUGAAUUUGACUGCCACGCUAAUUGCUAUUAUUAGCUCUCUUGCUCCCCAAGAUCAAGCGGUGGCUACGGGGCUUUCCUACUUGUUCCGCGCUACCGGUAGUGUCAUUGGUAUUAGUCUGUCUCAGACGGUUACAUUGACAUUUGUAAUGAAUAACCUGUCCAAACGACUUGCUGGCGUUCCUGGAAAAGAAGAACUUAUUCAACGUUUGCGUGAGAGUAUCAGCAUCAUUCCUAGUCUUCCAGAAAACAUUCGGAACCUCGUCGUCCAAUCUUACGUGGAUGGAUUUACAAUUACCUUUGCUAUAGUAUCUUUCUUUGCGUUCCUGGGUCUCGUAUUUUCUUUCAAAAUCCGUCAAUUUUACUUGCACACAUCAGUAGAUCGUAAGUAA
This is a messenger RNA of Schizosaccharomyces octosporus yFS286, 1596 nucleotides long. RefSeq names its product vacuolar membrane amino acid uptake transporter Fnx1. Gene Ontology annotation, biological process: transmembrane transport; basic amino acid transport. Bases 1 to 1596 code for a protein of 531 amino acids. The transcript has a single exon. Lineage: Eukaryota; Fungi; Ascomycota; Schizosaccharomycetes; Schizosaccharomycetales; Schizosaccharomycetaceae. Gene Ontology annotation, cellular component: fungal-type vacuole membrane. Gene Ontology annotation, molecular function: basic amino acid transmembrane transporter activity. The record is from RefSeq and is a predicted model, not a curated record.